Schistosoma mattheei is the source of this 4069-nucleotide messenger RNA. NCBI's taxonomy places the organism in Eukaryota, Metazoa, Platyhelminthes, Trematoda, Strigeidida, Schistosomatidae. The record is from the annotation of a GenBank genome assembly.
AAUAGUUACUAUUAUUAUUACCUAUAAUGAUCAUGAUGGUUGUCACUUGCACUUAUUCUGACCAACGAAAUCGGUUCAGCUAAUAUCCAAAGUUUGGUUUAUAAUUACAUACUUACAAACCUAAAUAGUUAGAUUGACGAAUAUUAGUAUGAAUUAAUAUUGUAUUGAUUAUGAAAUAUCCAAUUAUAUAGGAACUAACAUAUACAUAUAUAUACAUUCAAUUAUAUUUAUAUAUAUAGGGAACAUGGUAGUUACUAUAUAGCAACUAUAAUAAUAACCAUUGAAAUAAUAUGAACUAUUAGAUUCAUUUCGAUUAUCAUGUCAAAUCUAAAGAAUAAUUCGUUGAGAUCAUUACCUUUAUUAUUCAUUUUAAUAAUCUUUUUCAUUUCUUUGUCAAUAUUUAUACUUCAUGUUGAUGCAUACAGCUUUCAGAAUCUCUUCAAAUACUUUAAUCGUCCAAAAUGUGGAUAUGAAUCAUGUAAUUUAGGAAAACCGGGAUAUCUUAAUAUUCAUUUAAUACCGCAUACACAUGAUGAUGUUGGCUGGUUAAAAACAGUAGAUCAAUAUUAUUAUGGUGCUAAUAAUACAAUUCAACGUGCUGGUGUACAAUAUAUUUUAGAUAGUGUUAUACAAGCUUUAGUUGAUGAUUCAAAACGUCGUUUUACAUAUGUUGAAAUGACAUUUUUUAUGAAAUGGUGGAUAGGACAAACAUUAGCUAAACGUCAAAUAGUUAAAAAUUUAGUUCACUCUGGACAAUUACAAUUUGCUUUAGGUGGUUGGAGUAUGGCAGAUGAAGCAACUGUUUAUUAUCCAGAUGCAAUUGAUCAAUUAACUUAUGGACAUAUUAUAUUAAAACAAUUAUUUGGUGAAUGUGGACGUCCAUUAGUUGCAUGGCAAAUUGAUCCAUUUGGACAUUCACGUGAUCAUUCUGAUUUAUUUCAAGAUGCCGGUUUUGAUGCUGUCUAUUUUCAACGUAUAGAUUAUCGUGAAAAACAAAAACGUAAACGAUUAAAACAAUUAGAAGUUUUAUGGGAUACUACUCAUAUAGAAUUAAAAAAAACUGGUUAUGGUUUAUUUACAAGUAUAUUUCAUGAUUCAUAUUGUUAUCCAAAAUCAUUUUGUUUUGAUGAUAAAUGUUUAGAUGAACCAAUUAAAGAUGAUCCUAAUUUAGAAGGUUAUAAUGUAAGAUCAAGAGUAGAUGAUUUCUUAAAUUAUAUAUCUAUUAUAUCUAAAGCAUAUCAAACGAAUCAUAUAAUGGUUUUAAUGGGUUGUGAUUUUACAUAUGAAAAUGCUAAUCUAAAUUAUAAAAAUAUGGAUAAAUUAAUUGCAUAUGUAAAUCAACGUCAACAAUUAAAUAAUAGUCAAGUUAAUUUAUUGUAUUCUACACCAGCAUGUUAUACAAAAGCAGUGAAUGAUGAGUUUAAUCGAAUUGGUACAAUCAGUCGUCGUGGUGGUGAUUUCUUUCCAUAUGCUAGUGGUCCACAUUCAUAUUGGACAGGUUAUUAUACUAGUCGACCAGCAUUAAAAUAUUAUGUACGUCAAGCAUCAAAUUUAUUAUCAAUGUGUGAACAAGUUCAUUUACAUGUAGAUCGUUUAUCACAAAUGAAUGAUUAUCAAAAACAAAUUAUCACUGAUGAAUUAAUUGAUGCAUUAAGACAAACACUUGGUGUAUUACAACAUCAUGAUGCUGUAUCUGGUACAGAAAAACAACAUGUUGCUAAUGAUUAUGCAUGGAGAUUAACAAAAGCAACAAAAUUUUGUCAAUUAUUAAUUAGUCAAUCAUUAAUUAAACUAUUACCAACAUUGAAACCAUUCAUUGAAACAAAUAAUGUAAUAUUUUGUGAUUUAUUAAAUAUUAGUUUAUGUAAUGCAACUGAAGGAAUAAAACCACAAUUAAAUCAUUUAAAUCAAGGGGGUGUAUUCAUUAUUUUAUAUAAUCCAUUAGGUUGGAUACAAUUAAAUACAUGGAUACGUUUACCAAUUUAUAUUCCAGAAGAUUAUUCCAUUGAUUUACAAGUGAUAUUAAAAGAUUUACGUCAAUUACCAUCAUCAUCAUCGUCGUCGUCAUCAUCAUCAAGAUCAUCGACUUCAUCCACAUUAUUAAACAACAACAACUUAGAAUAUCAACUAGUACCAAUUACUGAACGUACAUUAAAUAUACCAGAAAGGCAUAGUGAUAAACAUUUAGCUAAUUAUGAAAUUAUAUUCAAUGCUAAAUCAUUAUCACCAAUUGGAUUUAAUUUAUUCUAUUUAGCUCUUAAUAAAACUACAUAUUACAAUAGAGAUUAUAUGAAUUAUGUAUAUAAUCAACCAUUCCAAAAAGAACCUUCAUCAUCAUCAUCAUCAUCAAUUCAUUCCUUUAUGAAUAUAGAUCAAUUACUAUCUAAAACAAUUGAAUUCAAUAUUCAAUAUAUUGAAAAUGUUCAUAAUCCAUUAAUGAUAACAAUGAAACAUUUAAAAUCUGGUGAAUCUAUAAAUUUAUCUAUUGAAUUAUUAUAUUAUUUUGGUGAAACAUCUUAUCCACAAUCAUCUGGUGCAUAUAUAUUUUUACCAAAAAAUAAUACAUUUAUACAAACGUUUCCAAGACCUACAAUAAAUGCCAUAGAUGGACCAUGUGUCAAGGAAUUUCAUCUCACUUAUGCAUCAUGGGCAUCUUUAGUUGUACGCCUUUAUAAUAAUGGAGAAUUAGAGGUAGAAUGGACAGCUGGUCCUAUACCGGAUGAUGGACAUUUAAACAGUCGUGAACUGGUGAUACGAUAUACACUGAAUGGUGAUAAUAUGUUUGUGAAAAAUCCAGGUGAAUUUUUCACUGAUUCAUCUGGUAGACGUUUAAUCAAACGAUUACGUAAUCGUAGAGAUGAUUGGAAUCUUCCAUUUCAUUUUAAUGAAACAGAAAAUGUAUCCGGAAAUUAUUAUCCUGUAAUUAAUAGAAUUAUGUUAAAAAAUAUAUUCCUUUAUAAGCCAAAUGAAAAACAUGAAAAUGAUGAAAUUCCAUUAGGAUUAGCUAUUUAUACAGAUCGUGCACAAGGUGGAACAAGUUUAAAUGAUGGACAAAUUGAAUUAAUGCUACAUCGUCGUUUAGUAAAUGAUGAUGGUUUUGGUGUAAGUGAACCAUUAAUGGAGAAUGGAUUAGAUUAUCGAGGUCUUAUUGUACGUGGAAUACAUAAAAUACGAUUUGAUGAAUUAGAAAUUAUUGAAUCCAAUGAUAGAAUAACUGCUCAAAUGAUUAGUAAACCAGUUAUACCAUUAUUUAUGCAAGCCAAACAUCAACCAAAAUCAAUUGAAGUAAAUGGUUGGAGUGGUAUCAAUAUAGCAUUACCAGAACAUAUUCAUUUGUUAAGUUUGACUUCAUGGCCAUUAAAUAGAGUUUCAUUAUCUGAUCCAAGAAUACCAAAUCAAAUAUUAAUUCGAUUAGAAAAUCUUCAACCAGUUACAGAUGAAUUAUCAAUGAAACCAUUCAAUUUAGAUUUAACUCAUUUAAUUAAAGGUAUAACAGUAAUUGGUAUGAAAGAAGUAACAUUAACUGGAGAUCAAUUAAAAUGUGAAUCUCUACAGAAUAGAUUAAAAUGGCCUACUGAAACUCAUUUUCAAUCUAAUCAAACUUAUGAAAGGGAACAAUUAUGUCAUAGAAAUAAUAUAAAAUCAAGCAAUGUUAUAUUAACUAUUGAACCAGGUAAAAUAGUAACAUAUAUAUUAGAUUAUGAAAUAUUAUCUGAACAAUAUCAUAAUCAUGUAUCAUUGAAUUAGUAUCCAAUGGGAUACAUUCCAUUGUCAAAGUUACCUUGACAACAUUUAAUCAAUAUUAAAUGAAUAAAGAAAUGAAAAAAAUAAUUUUUUUUAUUAUCCAAGAUACUUGAUGUUUUUUUGUUUUAAUGAAUAUUGUUUUAUUAAUAAUAAUUUAAGAUUAUUAUGAUUGAUUAUUUUGAAUGAUUUUAGCGGGUUGUUUAAUAUAAUUGAUAUUGUAUUGAUUCUGUUGUAAUAAUGGAUAGGACAUCAUUAUAACUAUACUAUAUAUACUAUUUUAGUGUAAUAAUAAUAAUAAUGAUAAUAAUAAUAAUAAUAAUCAUCC